CAGUGACUGACACACUGGUAUAAAUCCACCUCUGUAUAUUUAGUCGGUCCUUUUCUCCACGCAAAGCUGCAGUGAAGUCCAGGCUACACAAGUAGCUUCGACUUUUUUUUUUUCCUCCUUCUGUCAUGGCAGAUCAGGCUUUUGUUACGUUGGCUACCAAUGACAACUAUGCUCGGGGAGCCAUGGUUUGGGGCAAGUCCCUCCGUAACCACAAUACAUCCAAGAAGUUGGUGGCACUCAUUGGUCCACAAGUGUCAGAGCCUUGCCAGUCCGUGCUGAAGAGGAUCUUUGACGAGGUGAGGGUGGUGGAUGUGCUGGACAGUGGCGAUACGGCACACCUGGCCAUGAUGAAGAGGCCUGACCUGGGCGUCACCUUCACCAAACUCCAUUGCUGGACUCUGACGCACUACUCCAAAUGUGUUUUCAUGGACGCAGACACACUGGUGCUUUCAAAUAUAGACGAGCUGUUUGACAGAGAAGAGUUGUCAGCUGCUCCUGAUCCCGGCUGGCCUGACUGCUUCAACUCUGGUGUGUUUGUUUUUUGUCCUUCUAUGGAGACCUAUGGCAAACUGCUUCAGUAUUGUACAGAACACGGCAGCUUUGACGGUGGAGACCAGGGUGUUUUGAAUGGCUUCUUCAACAAUUGGGCAACAGCUGACAUUUCAAAACACCUCCCCUUCAUCUACAACCUCAGCAGCAUAGCCAUCUACACCUACCUUCCAGCAUUCAAGCAAUAUGGUGGCAAUGCUAAGGUGGUCCACUUCCUAGGAAAGACCAAGCCAUGGAGCUACGCAUUUGACCCCAAAACCAAACAGAUUGCAGGGAGCGUGCAGGAGGCCGCCACACACUCUACCUUCCUCCUGGACUGGUGGACCCUGUACUCCAGUGCUGUGGUGCCCAUGCUGCAGGAACAAUACGGAGACCAACCUUUCCACUCCGGAUGUGUGGAGUUCCAGUACAGUGACAUGGUCACUUUUCAGAGCGCACAGGGUGAGGGUCCCUCUGCACUUGUACAUGCACAAGCACUCGAGUCCCAGCUGUCCUCUGAAGAACGGAAGCAGAAAUGGGAGCAAGGUCAGGCAGACUACAUGGGAAUGGACUCAUUUGACAAUAUCAAGAAAAAGCUUGACACGUUUCUCAAAUAAAGAAGCAAUGAAGUGGGAUAUCAAAAUAGCACGUGCAGUUUUUCACUACGUCUCAAGAAAAUACUGUAAAACAGGUUGCCUUUUUUCCCCUUCCUACCUGUUUCUCAACUAAAAAUGAGUUGAGUCUCUCCUUACACCAGCACUGCCCCCUCAUACUCCAAAGACAACGCCGUUUUUAAAUGAGAAAUAAAAAGUUAAAUAUUAUGAACGGCUUUUAAUUGUCUAUGCAAGAUCGUCAUUGUUCAGUUUACUCUGCCGCAGGUAUCUCUUCUGUUACACUGUGAAGGAAAAUCAGAAAAUAUUUAUAACAAAAAUUCACUUUUUUUUUUAAGGUACUUGGAUUAGAUUUUUUUUCUCUUUGUGCUGAAAAGAUGGUAAAAAGAGUUGAAAUUGUCUAAGAUAAGCGGUCACUUACAUUUUUCAUUUUCUUUUGUUUUUUACUAUACAGUCAUCAAGCAAUAAUAUUUUCUUUUCUCAAAAGUUGAUUUUUUUUGUUUGAAUUGAAGCUCUAUUUAACAUACACAUAAAACAUGUUUACAGCACUCGUAAAGGCCAUAGUAUGGUCAUUUAGACAUACACAUAGAUACUUUAGUGUCUCGCUUUCUCUAUUGCCAUCAUCGUAUCUGUACUUUUCUGUAGAUUUGAUUUAUAACUUUCUUGUGUUUACUUGACCAGGAUGUUUGCUGUACUUCAUCAAGAAAUAUUAAAAACCUCAUUUAAAGUUU
Larimichthys crocea (large yellow croaker) is the source of this 1870-nucleotide messenger RNA. RefSeq names its product glycogenin 1b (gene gyg1b). The record is from RefSeq and is a predicted model, not a curated record. The transcript has 8 exons. Bases 126 to 1145 code for a protein of 339 amino acids. NCBI's taxonomy places the organism in Eukaryota, Metazoa, Chordata, Actinopteri, Sciaenidae. Gene Ontology annotation, molecular function: glycosyltransferase activity.